AUGCAAGCUUCGGAAAGACAUGGGUUUGAGGGAGAAGGCUUCUCGUAUUUGAAAAGUCCCAUCUGGUGGGGUGGGGUCAUUACCUUGGCCAUGGGAGAAAUUGCCAACUUUGCGGCUUAUGCUUUCGCGCCUGCCAUCCUGGUUACGCCUUUGGGUGCGCUGAGUGUCCUCAUCGGUGCCGUCCUUGGUUCCUAUUUCCUGAAGGAAAGACUGGGCGUUCUGGGCAAACUGGGAUGUGCCAUGUGCCUGCUUGGCUCAGUGGUCAUUGUUCUCCAUGCGCCCCCAGACAAACCGGUGGAAAGAAUCGAUGAGAUUUUGAGCUAUGCGCUGCAACCAGGAUUUCUCGUUUACUGCCUCGCUGUCGCGAUUUACUCCACCGUUAUGAUCUAUCGAGUUGCGCCCGUCUACGGCAAGAAGAAUCCAUUGAUUUACAUCUCGAUCUGUUCCACCGUCGGCUCGGUUUCAGUCAUGUCUGUCAAGGCAUUCGGCAUCGCGGUGAAGCUGACCUUAGGGGGAAACAACCAAUUCACUCAAGCAUCAACAUAUGUGUUCAUGAUUGUCACCGGCUUCUGUAUCUUGACCCAGAUGAAUUAUUUCAACAAAGCACUUAAUCAGUUCUCCACAUCGAUUGUUAAUCCGCUAUACUAUGUCACGUUUACAACUGCCACGCUAUGCGCUUCAUUUAUUCUCUUCAAAGGUUUCAACACCAGCGAUGCUGUGAACACAAUUUCUUUGCUCUGCGGUUUCCUGACAAUAUUUGCCGGCGUUUACCUUCUGAACCUCUCUCGACAUGAUCCAGAUGGGCGACAAAUGCUUAAUUACAAGCUUGACGAUGAAGGCGUUCCCACAGAUGGAAUUGCUGGCUUUCAAACGCGACGGUCUAUGCAAUCUCGACGCAGUAACGAGCCACAUCGCCGGAGUUCUUCGAGCUUUGCAUAUAUGAAUGGGAAUGGAGACCGCGAAGGGCUGAUCCGCGCGUAUGACGUCGAGAACCAGGCCUUUGGGUUAUCAGAAAUGAAUGAAGGGAGCGACGGAGAGCCAGGUCCUACCUAUGCACGAAGCGAGGAGCUCAGUCGUACCUCACAGCGACCCAAUAAGCAUGACACGCCAUAG
Molecule: messenger RNA, 1113 nt
Organism: Aspergillus aculeatus ATCC 16872
Lineage: Eukaryota; Fungi; Ascomycota; Eurotiomycetes; Eurotiales; Aspergillaceae
Product: DUF803 domain membrane protein
Exons: 5
Coding region: 1-1113 (370 amino acids)
Biological process (GO): magnesium ion transport
Cellular component (GO): membrane
Molecular function (GO): magnesium ion transmembrane transporter activity
Source: RefSeq, a predicted model, not a curated record